This is a messenger RNA of Mya arenaria, 831 nucleotides long. Its product is annotated as G protein-activated inward rectifier potassium channel 2-like. Gene Ontology annotation, molecular function: inward rectifier potassium channel activity. Gene Ontology annotation, biological process: potassium ion import across plasma membrane; regulation of monoatomic ion transmembrane transport. The record is from RefSeq and is a predicted model, not a curated record. Bases 1 to 831 code for a protein of 276 amino acids. The transcript has a single exon. Lineage: Eukaryota; Metazoa; Mollusca; Bivalvia; Myida; Myidae. Gene Ontology annotation, cellular component: plasma membrane.
AUGCUUAAAGAUGAACUCCACGUGGAAAUGCCGCCAUGUGUUUAUGACGUCAGCGAUUUCAUCGAGAUGUUUAUGUUUUCAAUGGAAACCCAGACGACGAUUGGUUACGGCACUCGAUACGUCACUGAGGAAUGCCCACUCGCGAUAACCCUCGUAGUGAUACAGUCAAUUCUUGGAAGUUUCUUGCUUUCUGUUUUAACAGGAGUGGUUCUUUUUAAGUUUCAAGAACCAAAGAAAAGAAAACAUACGGUAUUGAUCAGCAAAGUCGCUUGUGUGUUUGAAAAUGACGGAAAUUAUUACAUCGAGGUUCAAAUAUUAAAUAUGCAGAGAUCACAAGUCAUAGGUCCUCAAGUCAGUGCGUUCUGCGUUAUGAACCUGCCGGAUGGAUCGGGAAAAUGCAGACUUGACAUGGAGUUGGACGCGUGCCAUGUAAAAUCUAGGUUGUUCUUUAGACCAAGGAUAUACAGACAUCGAAUUGACAAUAAAAGUCCAUUUUGGGAGUUUGAUAGGCGAGAUUUCGAAAAGGGGGACUACGAAAUUAUCGUCGUCAUGGAUGGACAGGAUGAAAUAACGGACAGCUACGUGCAAGUUAGAACGUCAUUCUUAUCGUCGGAAAUUAAUUGGGGACGCCAGUUUAAACAAAUGACCCCGACACGUGUUGGGAACAUGUUCAAACUGAACUUCAAUGAUUUCACACGUACCAUGCGCUCUCGGACAAUGUCCGACGACAGCGCGUCGGUGGCGUCCCGGUCCAGGCGGACGUCCCUAGCAUCCGGGUCCAUCACAGAGGAAGACAUGGAGAGUAUAGAGAUGUCAUACUUUGGCACGUGA